GAUGACGUCAGUAGCUCAGCGUAUGAAUGCUAAUCGAGAGGCUCGUAAAUGUGGUGGUGGUAUGACCCGAACCUUCUCCCCCCUCACUCCUAUCAUACAGCGCCUCUACAGCAAGUCAGAUGAGGCUGAUAGCAAGAGUGAGAGGUCCUCCAGGAGCCAGAGACACACAGAAGAUGCUAGGAGAUCGGCUCCGAAAGUCAAGUUCUCUAAAACUAUUACCGAGUUUCCAUACUACAGUCGCUAUGACAACCCGACAGAGAUGAAAUCAGUAUCAAGCCCAGGUCAAAGUCCGUCCCAUAGUCACCAUGGCAAGUUGGAUGGGGACUCGCUGAGGGUCAAAGGUGAAAGCUCGAAACACAUCAGAAAAAAUUAAUUAUUAUUAGCAUAGCACAAACUGUUCAUUAUUUUUAUUGCUUAUACUCAAGAUUUGUAUGUUACUAAUGAUAGUGUCAUUUGCCAUAUGCACAGUGUGUAAUGUAUGUAGGCCCUGAUAAAUUAUGCUAGGAAUAAUUUUUAGCAUAAUUAGGUGUCUAAAGAUAAAUAGCAUCAAUGUCCAUUUUUGGUAAAGAUCAUUACAUUAAGUUUUGCAUAACGACAUUUUCAUGGCUUGAAGGAUUAUCACCAAUAUUAUGAGAAUCAUGAUUAUAUUAAUUAUGUCGUGUACAUGUGUCAGUUAUAAUUAGCUUUGCAUGCAUGUGUGCUGUGUUUAUGUAUACGUCUUAAUUUUGUCUAUAAUUAUUAUGUCGCAUUUUUGGAUUUUUAAUAAUAAGCACAUUUUUCGAUCCGAGAAUUAAUAGACUAAUGGGUAAAAAUAAUG
Halichondria panicea is the source of this 817-nucleotide messenger RNA. RefSeq lists its product as uncharacterized. The record is from RefSeq and is a predicted model, not a curated record. Lineage: Eukaryota; Metazoa; Porifera; Demospongiae; Suberitida; Halichondriidae. The coding region runs from base 2 to 373 and encodes 123 amino acids. The transcript has 3 exons.